CAGGACGAGCCUUCAGAAAUGCCACUAAUCUGUGAGCCUUCUGAAAUCCUCGCAGCUUCUUCCACCUCGUCCACUCUCCCUUUCCACAUUCGUCGCCAGAGCCAGCAGAGCGACAUUGCAAAGUCUGUGAUGAUGAGCAACGCACAGGAUCAACAGCGCCGCAGCAUUGACGAGAACACACAUAAAGAUUUGAAGUCCAGUCUCAACACCAGCCUGGGCAGCUCGGCCAACAAGAAUGGCUCCCAAACUCCAGAGAUCCAACCCUUCCGCCCUGCACCCACAAACCGCACAGCAUCCGCCGUUGGCGCCACCAACACUGGCGCUUUGAACGAUACUCCCGAUGGCACUGCCCCGAACAGCCCCAGAUUGUUGCCAGUAAGGCAAAACUCGGGUUCGAGCACCCCGCGCGUCCGCCCAACAACCCUCGAUAUCCCCGGUCUCACAAAAUCAAAGGUCUCGCCCGACGGCAGAAUCGCCAAGAGAGAUGUCGGUGCCAAACUGGUCAUCGUCAUGGUUGGCUUACCUGCUCGUGGAAAGAGUUACAUUACAAAGAAGCUAGCACGCUACAUGAAUUGGCUACAACACGACACACGCAUCUUCAAUGAGAGACGUCGUGUCGCCGCUGGCGGUCCAAACACUCUUGAGAAGACGAAAAGCCGUACACACCGUCCUUCUUUCCUCCCAUCCGAACACCGCCCAAGUUUGGCCAGUCUCAAUGGCAUCGUCGACGCAGCAACACACAUUGGAUCAUCUGGUCUUGCCGCACAAAUCCAAGCACACAGCGACAAGCACGAAGACAAUGACAGCCAAUUUCGCAGACUCACUAUGCCGACCAUCCAGCUACCACCUGCAUCUGAGGAUGAUGGAGUCCCCGAAACCGCCGAUGAUGGUACAGAUGGCGUCGAGCUGACCAAGGUGUCAACUCCUGAGAUGCCCGAUCCUGAAUCUAUGGACCAAUCUGCCAGCUUCUUCGAUCCUCAAAAUAAGAGAGCUGCCUUGAUCCGUGAACAAUGCGCUAUGGACACUUUGGACGAACUGCUUGACUACAUCCUCGAGGGCAACGGUUCUGUUGGUAUUCUUGAUGCCACGAACAGUACCCUCGAGCGCAGAANNAAAGUUAUCAUGAAGAAGAUUCGUGAAAGAGCUGGUACUGAGCUGAACGUCUUGUUCCUCGAGAGUCGAUGCGUUGACGAGAACUUGCUCGAAUCGAACAUGCGCUUGAAGCUUUCAGGUCCCGACUACAAGGACCAAGAUCCUGUCACUGCUCUUGAGGACUUCAAGAAGCGUGUUGCCAUCUACGAAAAGGCCUAUGUCCCACUCGGCGAGUACGAGGAGAAGCACAACAUGCCCUAUAUUCAGAUGAUCGAUGUUGGUCGCAAGGUCAUUUCGCAUCAGAUUCGUGGUUUCCUCUCUGCCCAGGCCAAUUACUACCUCCUCAAUUUCAACCUCGCGCCACGUAUGAUCUGGAUUACACGCCACGGCUUGUCCAUGGACAAUGUCUCUGGCAAAAUUGGUGGUGACUCGGACCUCAGUCAGGAGGGUAUUCAGUACGCUAAAACUCUUACCAAGUUUAUUGAGCACGCGCGUAGGGAGUGGGACAUGAAGCAACUUCACAAGCUUACCCACUCUCACUUCCCUCCCCAACCUGGUGACACCACUCCCNCUAACCCUCACUACCAACCCAACGACAACAACGAGCUUCCUCAAAAGUCUUUCUGUGUAUGGACUUCUAUGCUCAAGCGUAGUAUCCAGACGGCACAGUUCUUCGAUGAUGAGGAGUACGACUCGAAACAGAUGCGCAUGUUGGAUGAGCUCAAUGCCGGUAUUAUGGAAGGUCUCACCUACUCGUCCAUCGCAGAAGCACACCCUGCUGAGUAUGCUCUUCGCAAGAAGGACAAGCUACACUACCGCUACCCCGGUCCUGGAGGUGAGGGCUACCUCGACAUCAUCAACCGCCUACGUCCUGUAAUCGUCGAGCUUGAGCGUAUGGAAGACCACUGCUUGCUUGUUGGACACCGCAGUGUCGCUCGCGUGUUGCUCGCAUACUUCCGUGGCUUGAAGAGAGAAGAGGUCGCAGAUUUGGAUGUACCCAUUGGCAUGCUGUACUGCCUUGAGCCUAAGCCCUACGGUGUAGACUUCAAGGCAUAUAAGUGGGACAAGAAGACCGAAUGGUUCUAUGAGCAGCCCAACUUCCAACUCAAGCGGGCCGAGGAUGAUAUGCAAUGA
Messenger RNA from Aureobasidium musti, 2226 nucleotides. The record is from the annotation of a GenBank genome assembly. Lineage: Eukaryota; Fungi; Ascomycota; Dothideomycetes; Dothideales; Saccotheciaceae.